AUGUUCGUCCUCACCGGCCUCGUCACCGCGCCCGAGGCGCAGGGACUGGGCCACACCGGCGCGCUCCUCGAGGUGCUUCUCGCGACGGCGGACGCGGAGGGGCGCGCGGUGCGCACCUCGACGACGGACGCGGCCGGGUCCUACGCGCGGCACGGGUUCGAGCUGCUUGGCGAGGCGUGGGUCGCGACGAACGAUCCGGACUAUAACAGACCCCCGGCGCCCGUUCGCGCGAUAUCAGGGAGCCUCAGCCACCUCAAAGUAGGCUUGUAG
Molecule: messenger RNA, 270 nt
Organism: Epithele typhae
Lineage: Eukaryota; Fungi; Basidiomycota; Agaricomycetes; Polyporales; Epitheliaceae
Exons: 3
Coding region: 1-270 (89 amino acids)
Source: RefSeq, a predicted model, not a curated record